GCUUCAUAAAAACGUUUACGUGAUAUUACGAUUUUAAUAGAAUAUCUGUAAUUAAGUUGUCUUUUUAAUAAUAUUUAGUGCUAAAAAAUUAAUUUUAAUUUUAGGGAAAUUCAAAUCAGUUAGAAAUUAUCACUUUUUAUACAACCAGAAAUACACGCAUCAUGAAAUAGUAUACAACCCAAAACACAGAGUAUUGCAAAUUGCAAAUCUGAGGUUAGAAAUAGAAAGUUUUGUUUGGAUUUUUCUCAGACUUUUCCUUUCCUGAAAAUUUCCAAAAUGUCUUGCCCGUUUUUAUCGAGAUUUAACCAAUCUUACGUGAAAAAUUAUGCACCAAUUCUAAUAAAAACGUACGGAAGCCAAUGCCCGGUUAUCUCCAGAUCCAUGAACCAUAUAGCUGGCGAAAACGAAUCGCAAGAGAAAUUAUCAACGGCAUCAAAAUGUCCUUUUUUAAAAAAAGUUCCCAAUGCUGUUAAGGAAAUAAAAACGGAUGAGGUAAUAGAGGUAAAUCAAGAAAGGAAACCUACAAAACCUACUACUGAUCAAAACUUCGCGUACAACGAAUUUUUCCAAGAACAGAUUUUGAAAAAGAAAAAGGAGCAUUCCUAUAGGAUUUUCAAAAAAGUUAAUCGACUGGCCGGAGAUGGACAAUUUCCCAAAGCACUCGAGUACACUUCUGGAGAGAAACUAAUUACUGUAUGGUGUUCAAAUGAUUACUUAGGCAUGUCUUGUCAUCCUAGUGUUAAAAAUGAAGUCAGAAAUGCUUUGGAGAAAUUUGGUUGUGGCGCAGGAGGCACAAGGAAUAUUGCUGGAAACUCCAUUCUACAUGAAAACCUAGAAAAAACAUUAGCAGGGCUCCAUAAAAAAGAAGGGGCUCUGUUAUUUACUUCGUGCUUUGUUGCAAACGACACAACCCUAUUCACAUUAGCAAAAGCCUUGCCAGGUUGCCACAUUUUUUCCGAUGCUGGUAACCACGCAUCCAUGAUUCAAGGGAUAAGAAAUAGUCAGGUUCCGAAGCAUAUUUUUCGACAUAACGAUCCAGAACAUUUGGAAGAGUUGCUUAAAAAUGUCGAUAAAGAUGUUCCAAAAAUAGUGGCUUUCGAAACGGUUCAUUCAAUGUCAGGGGCAGUGUGCCCUCUCGAAGAAUUGUGUGAUGUAACUCACAAAUACGGGGGUUUGGCUUUUAUUGAUGAAGUCCAUUCUAUUGGGUUGUACGGUGAGCAUGGAGCAGGUAUUGGAGAAAGAGAUGGUGUAAUGCACAAGAUGGAUAUAAUAUCGGGAACUUUAGGGAAAGCAUUUGGCAACAUUGGGGGAUAUAUUGCUGCAGACUCAAUUUUAAUCGACACAGUUAGGUCUUACGGUGCUGGAUUUAUUUUUACCACCUCAUUACCACCAACUGUCCUGGCUGGUGCUAAAAAAGCUGUUGAAAUCCUCGCUUCUGAUGAGGGAAGGAUGUUGCGAAAAACACAUCAAGAAAAUGUGAAAUAUCUCAGAGAAAAACUGCUGGAAUAUGGGUUUCCUAUUGAGCACACUCCAAGUCAUAUUAUACCAAUAAAAAUAGGCGAUCCUAAAAAAUGUUCUGCAGUGAGCGAUACCCUUUUAAGUGAAAAAGGUCAUUAUAUUCAGGCAAUUAACUAUCCAACUGUCUCAAGAGGUCAGGAGAGAUUAAGAUUCGCCCCUACGCCUCACCAUACGAAAGAAAUGAUGGAUUUACUUGUGUCUGACUUGAAAGUAGUUUGGGAAAAAUUGGAACUGCCAUUCACCGGACUACAAUGUAGAAAGGAAUGUCAGUUCUGUCAGAAACCGAUUCUGUUUGAUUACUACGAGUCUCGAGAAAAAUGUACUAUUCCAAACUGCCCAAAUAUCGCUUCAGCUGCGUAAACAUAUCUUUAUAUUAUUACAGUUCAAUUUACAAGCCUUAAUAGAAUUUGAAUAGAUAACUCAUAUUUAAAAUAUGUAUUUGAAUUAAAGGAUUUAAUUGUU
This is a messenger RNA of Sitophilus oryzae (rice weevil), 1980 nucleotides long. RefSeq names its product 5-aminolevulinate synthase, erythroid-specific, mitochondrial-like. Gene Ontology annotation, cellular component: mitochondrion. Gene Ontology annotation, biological process: hemoglobin biosynthetic process; erythrocyte development; heme biosynthetic process. The record is from RefSeq and is a predicted model, not a curated record. The coding region runs from base 277 to 1878 and encodes 533 amino acids. Gene Ontology annotation, molecular function: 5-aminolevulinate synthase activity; pyridoxal phosphate binding. Lineage: Eukaryota; Metazoa; Arthropoda; Insecta; Coleoptera; Curculionidae. The transcript has 6 exons.